Molecule: messenger RNA, 1488 nt
Organism: Rotaria socialis
Lineage: Eukaryota; Metazoa; Rotifera; Eurotatoria; Philodinida; Philodinidae
Source: the annotation of a GenBank genome assembly
AUGGUUUAUCCAGCAUAUGGUGGUGCAAAUACUCCGAAUUCAAUGUCAGGCGAUCAAAAUCGAAAAAUAUUUCUCGGUGGUUUAAGUUAUCAUACUACCGAUGAAACACUACGUGCAUUUUGUUCACGUUUUGGUAAAAUAACUGAUUGUCUCGUUAUGAGAAAUCCGGAAGGGAAAUCUCGUGGUUUUGGUUUUGUAACGUACGAAGACACAUCGUCAGUUGAAGACUUUAUGCGUUCAAGACCGCAUACUAUUGAUAAUCGCCAAAUUGAUCCAAAACGAGCCAUGCCACGCGAAGAACAGAAUAGUUCAGAAGCGCAUUUAACUGUUAAAAAAUUAUUUGUUGCUGGCCUACGCGAAGGAAUUAAUGAAGAAAGUCUCCGACAACAUUUUUCACGUUUUGGAAAUAUUGUUGAAGUUCUUGUAAUGAAAGACCGUGAUGGAAAACCUCGUGGUUUUGCUUUUGUUACAUACGAUGAUUAUGAUGCCGUUGAUAAAGCCGUUUUAGAAAAGCCACAUAUAAUCAAUGGUCGAAAUUUAGAUGUGAAAAAAGCUGUACCGAAAGAAAAAAUGCAAGAUGAAUCCGGAGGUAAUCCAGCUGCUGGUGGCGGUGGUGGUGGAGGCGGUAUGUCACAAUUUAGUCGUAAUAAUCCUUCAAAUUAUUCCGGAACGAAUUCUGGUCCACCGCCACCACCUCCUUCGUCAUCUCGAAAUAAUUUUGGUGGACAGAUGCGAGAUGGCUAUAAUGCUCCUGGUGGAAGUUGGGAUAAUCAAGGUGGAAUGUCGCGAAUGUCUAAUCAAAAUCAAAAUUAUAAUCAACCACCUGCACCAUCCUACGGUCAACAAGGAGGAUACAAUGCAAAUACAGCUGGCUUUAAUCCACCAAUGCCACCAACAAAUACUUAUCCACAAUCAUUCAAUAAUAUGGGUCAAAAUCAACCACCACCACCACCUCCUCCGCCACCACUUCCACAACAACCACCUAUGAUGAACUAUGAUAUGUAUAGUAACACUUCAAAUAUGCCAUUUAAUAAUAAUUCAAGUCAAGCACAAGCUUCCAAUUAUAUGCAACCACCUCCAUUACCUUACGGGCAAAAUCAACAACAAGGUUUUGGCAAUAAUUCAAACAAUUUCGGUGGAAUGAAUGAUCCAUUUAGUGUGCCACCAGCGCCAGCUGCAGGAAAUCGAGGCUAUAAUAAUCCAUCAUCAACAGCAACACCAUAUGAUAAUACAAAUUCAUAUGGCAUUACUUCACAAAAUUAUGGCGGUGGAAAUUAUAACAAUAAUAUGCCUACACAACAAUCUCGUGGCGGCGGUGGUGGUGGUGGUGGUCCUAUGCGUGGAGGACGAGGCGGCGGAGGUAGUGGCAAUUACGGCAGUAAUUUAGGUGGAGAUAGCGGUUAUGGUAAUCGCUCAGCUCCCUAUCCACCUCGUGGUGGCCGCGGUGGUCGUGGCGGAGGUGGCCGUGGUCGUGGCCGUGGACAAUAG